Messenger RNA from Phragmites australis (common reed), 1866 nucleotides. Its product is annotated as serine carboxypeptidase-like 50. The record is from RefSeq and is a predicted model, not a curated record. Gene Ontology annotation, biological process: proteolysis. The transcript has a single exon. The coding region runs from base 237 to 1598 and encodes 453 amino acids. Gene Ontology annotation, molecular function: serine-type carboxypeptidase activity. NCBI's taxonomy places the organism in Eukaryota, Viridiplantae, Streptophyta, Magnoliopsida, Poales, Poaceae.
UCACGUGAAGAUGAUAUUUUGUAGUACCAGAUGCGAUUUGUUUCCGUCAACGUUGUCGACGUCAAGAGACAAAGAGCUGCCAUCUCGCCGUUGUCCUAUCGACACGAGUCAGCCUGCCAGGUGGGCCACGGAAACGGCAUUAAAAUACUCCAGCAACCCAGCACAACUCCCUUGACCCUUUUCUCGUCCUUGUCUCUGCCUCCACAGUGCACUCACACUGACACGUCCCAUCAGCCAUGGCUCCGCCGCUCCCUCACCACGUCCUCCUCGUCGCCGUCGCCCUCGUCGCCACCACCAUCUCACUCUCGGAUGCAGCUGCGGCACAAGUGCUCCCCAAAGAGGCUCUCCCGACCAUGUCAGGCUACCUCCCCAUCCCGCCCGCCAACGCCUCCCUCUUCUUCGCCUUCUACGAGGCCACCCAGCCGCUCACUUCUUCAGCCGCCACGCCGCUCCUCCUCUGGCUGGAGGGCGGGCCCGGCUGCUCCGCGCUUCUCAGCACCUUCCUCCAGUUCGGCCCCUACUCCGUCCACCGCUCCACCGACGAUGACUCCACCUACCUCUCGCCCAACCCAUUCGCGUGGAACCGCCGCUUCGGGCUGCUGUUCAUCGACAGCCCACUCGGCACCGGUUUCAGCGCCGCGCCGUCCCCCGCUGCCAUCCCCACCGACCAGUUCGUCAUCGCCAGCCACGUCCUCGCCGCGCUCCAGUCUUUUUUUGCUCUCGAACCGAGCUUCCGUGCACGCCCGCUCUUCCUCGCCGGCGAGAGCUACGCCGGCAAGUUCGUCCCCGUGGCGGGCGCGCACAUGCUGGCCGUCAACCCCGAGCUACCGGAGCGCCAGAGGAUCAACCUGCGCGGCGUGGCCAUCGGCAACGCGCUGGUCCACCCCGUUGCGCAGGUGGCCACGCACGCGGACACGGCCUACUUCCGGGGCCUCAUCAAUGCGCGGCAGAGGCGAGAGCUCGAUGAGCUGCAGGCGGAGGCGGUGGCGCUGACGCGCGCGGAGCACUGGCGCGAGGCGUCGGACGCGCGGGCGCGGGUGCUGUCGUGGCUGCGGAACGCGACGGGGCUCGCCUCGCUGUUCGACGUGGACACGCGGCAGCAGCUCGACCUCGACCUCGGCGUCGCUGCUCUGGGGGAGCUCCUGAACCGUCCCGAGGCGAAGGCGGCGCUGCGCGCUCGUGCCAACGUCGCGUGGGAGCUGUGCGCCGACGCGGUGGUCGUGGCGCUGCACGACGACGUGAUGAAGAGCGCGAAGCGCGAGGCGGAGGCGCUGCUGCGGCAGACGCGCGUGCUCCUGUACGAGGGAGUCCGCGACCUCCAGGACGGGGUGGUGGCCGCGGACGCGUGGCUACGGGAGGUGGAGUGGCACGGGCUGGCCGCGUUCCAGAGCGCCGAGCGCGUCGUGUGGCGGACCCGCGGCGACGGAAGCCUCGCGGGCUAUGUGCAGCGCCACGGCGCACUGGCGCAUGUGGUGGUGCACGGGGCCGGGCACUUCGUGCCGGCGGGUAACGGGCGCGCGGCGCAGGAGAUGAUCGAGGACUGGGUUCUGGAGACGGGGCUGCUCGGGUGCGGCGGCGACUGCUUCCCGGCGGCUUGACCGUGCUGCAUCGGGGCAGCCUGCAUCCGAUUCCGUGCACGGAUUCAUUCUCCGGAUCGUAGACGUCGCAUUACGGUUUGCGUUAUUGUCACUGGUUGAUAUCCAUUUACAGUAACACGAGCUCAUAUCGUUAGAAAUGCUUUGUAUGCCGCUAAAAUAACAUUAUAAAGGGGACAAAAGUUCUCUUACAAAUACCAUUAUGUCUACAGGAAAGUUUGUUUUGUUCUAUUCUAAUUAAAUUAAGGACGUGACUAAAGAAUGCACGUGA